AAAGCCUGUAACACACUCGUUUACACGGAACCUUGCAGCAGUACAUGUAUCGAGUUAGAGCUGGAUUGAAAUGACGAUGUCGAUACUAACUGUGACAGUGCUAGCGAGUGUUCUGGCAACUGUCACGUUAUCAGCACCUCCAGUAUUCCGCUUAGCAAGUUACUAUGGUGACCACAUGGUGUUACAAAUGGAACCACAUCAGUCAAUUAUCUGGGGAUAUGGAGAAGAAAAUUCAGACAUUGAAGUGAACUUGAAAGAAAAAAUAUAUACAACAACAACAUACCAAGGUCCUGAUGGCAUACAAUGGAUUUGGAAAAUCACCUUGGAUGUUAUGCCACCGAGUGGGCCGUUUAGUAUCGAAAUAAAGCACCAUGCAUCAAUGACUGAUGUCAUAACACUACGUGAUGUAUUAUUUGGUGAUGUAUGGCUGUGUGGUGGGCAAAGUAACAUGGUUUUUUCAGUAACCCAGGCGUUCAAUGCAACCAUGGAAGCAAUGCUAUCUUAUGAGUAUCCUUACAUCAGAUUGUUUACAGUCAAUUUGAAUGAAUCUGAAAAAGCACUGUAUGACUUGGAAUCAGUGGAAGAACCUUGGUCUGUCCCAUCACCAGCAACUGUGUCUGCUGGAGCAUUCAAGUAUUUCUCAGCUACAUGUUGGUUCUAUGGUCGUAAUCUUUACGAUCACCUACAGUAUCCUAUUGGUUUACUGGUCAGCAGUUACGGUGGAACACCAGUAGAGGCGUGGUCAUCUCCAGAUGCAUUGAAGGUGUGCAAUAGAACAGAAUUACAGGAAGCAAACAACAGCAAAAAAAGUGAUAUUAUUGAAGCGAAAAAAAAUGAUCCUAAUUGGGAUGCCAAGUUUGGUGGACCCGGAGCUCAUAGU
This is a messenger RNA of Saccoglossus kowalevskii, 880 nucleotides long. RefSeq names its product sialate O-acetylesterase-like. Lineage: Eukaryota; Metazoa; Hemichordata; Enteropneusta; Harrimaniidae. The record is from RefSeq and is a predicted model, not a curated record. Gene Ontology annotation, molecular function: sialate O-acetylesterase activity. Gene Ontology annotation, biological process: carbohydrate metabolic process.